This is a messenger RNA of Prunus armeniaca (apricot), 489 nucleotides long. The record is from the annotation of a GenBank genome assembly. NCBI's taxonomy places the organism in Eukaryota, Viridiplantae, Streptophyta, Magnoliopsida, Rosales, Rosaceae.
AUGACGAUAGUAGAGCUCAUAGUGCACAUGGACUGUGCUGGCUGCGAGACCAAGAUAAGGAAAGCUCUGAAAAAGCUGAAAGGAGUGGAUGCUAUUGAUGUAGACGUCAACAUGCAGAAGGUGACUGUAAUGGGAUGGGCUGACCAAAAAAAAGUGUUGAAGGCAGUUAGGAAGACUGGAAAGAGAGCUGAGCUUUGGCCUUACCCUUACAAUCCACAAUACCACAACAUCAAUAAUCUCCAAUACUACCGUCAACAUCAGCCACACGAUCAUCACCAUGAUCAUCACCAUCAUGGCUACAAGAAGCAAGCACCCAUCAUCACCUAUAACUCAAUACCUAAUUCAUCCUACUCCUACAACUACUACAAGCAUGGCUCCACAAGUCAUGAGCAUGGCUACUAUCAACCUCCUCCUUACUCCACCAUUUUUAGCGAGCAGGGCACUGCUGCGUUCAGUGACGAUAACCCUCAUGCUUGCUCCAUAAUGUGA